Messenger RNA from Clonostachys byssicola, 1992 nucleotides. The record is from the annotation of a GenBank genome assembly. NCBI's taxonomy places the organism in Eukaryota, Fungi, Ascomycota, Sordariomycetes, Hypocreales, Bionectriaceae.
AUGGCAGGUACCUCCAAGAGCUCCGCAAGCAAGCGCAAGACCAUCGGCAGGGUCAACCACACCAUCAACCCUUCUCGCCUGGACAGCCAUCCCCAACCAUCCAACGAGACCUCGUUUGGGUCUAUCCUUGAGAGUCAUGUCACACCCUUGGAAGCAAUCCAAGUUGAUGUAUCUCCUGAAACCACGACCCACGACCAAUUAGAGAUAUUUACAAACCCUUUUGCAUUACCAUCUACUAUUAUAAAGAACACUCAUAAAAAUAGGCGGCAUUGGAUCUGGCUCGCGCCGUCAUCGACAUGGUCUUUCAAUGUUCGCCUCUCAGUUGCCAUGACGGACAAACUGCAGUUCAGGUUAGAAAACAGCCCACCAAGUGCACUUGGCGCUGAUGUAUAUCCUCUGAAAUGGAGAUCACUCCCAGAUGAUGUCCUACCAGAUAUAAGCGGCAUCCCAUCCAUUGAUCGAGCACUAUAUCUCUUCAACACUGUCAAGUUUCACAUUGGCCACCACUACCAGUUCAUCGACGAUCAGACUUUCCUACAAAAUCUGAAUGAAUUCUACUACGGCAAUGCGCAGGAAAAAGCGUUGGAGCUUCGACUUUGGUUCGUCCAGUUCCUUAUCGUCUUGGCCUUUGGAAGCGCGUUUCUCUCCAGAGCCAAGAAUCGAAAUGAGCCUCCAGGGGCGGGAUACUUUGUGCGAGCAAUGGAGCUCCUUCCAGACCUGGGAUCACUAUGGAAAGAUAGUCUCUUGGCAGUUGAAGUGCUCGCCCUGGCCGGACUCUAUCUCUACUCGAUAGGUCAUAGGGAAUCUGCCAACGUUUAUCUUGGUCAAGCAUUGCGUAUCGCUCAGUUGGAAGGAUUACAUACUCGGCUCCCGGAAAGCGAGCUCGGACACGAGACCGUUGAAAGAUGCAGGCGACUUUGGUGGACGCUUUACAUAAUGGAUCGUCACUUCUCAACAUCUCUUGGCAUCCCGAUGUCUACCACAGAUAGUGAUAUCUCGGCCUUGAUCAGCUCAUCCACCACAGGCUCUCAAGAGGACACGAUACUUAAUCUACAAGUCAAAUUAUCACACUUGACUUCAGUCAUUUUACGCACUAUAUACGCGACGGAUAAAACGGAACUGGGGGCGUUCCUGGAGAAAACAAAAUCUAUAUUACACACACUUGCAGGUCACGCCCAGGAAAUCGAAGAAAUUAUCCAUGCCAAAUUCCACAACUCCGUCGCUGCGAUGUCCCAAGGGACUCGCCAUAUCACACUCCUCUACCAUCAAUGUGUGAUUUUAGCUACGAGACCUUUAUUGCUAUCCGUUCUUAAGGAGCGAUUAGAGAAGCUGGGGCGGGCAGAUGAGGACUGGCAGGGAUUUUUCGAAUUGACGACAAGACUAAUCACUACGAGUAUCAAAUCCGCGACGAAGACAAUCCAAAUAUUAUCCGAGGAUGAUAAUCAAACAGACGUCUUUCUGCCAUUUGAUCUCGAGUUCAUAUACGGCGCUGCUCUUCAUAUGGUUAUGGCCAGUUCCCUUUUCCCCGGUGUAACCGAUGGCCAAGGUUAUGUCCAACAAGCCCAUUCCAUCUUUGAUGACAUGAUCGGCAAGGGAAACAAGCUGGCCCAGGGCCAUCGAGCCGAACUGGCACAUUUGGAGACGUUAUUCCAAGAAUUUACACGCCAAUCCGAACAGCAAGGUCUCGAGACUCUCACACUCAGAGCACCAGACGGAUCAGAAUACGAUAAUUUUGCAAGCCAUCACGCAUCUCUAGGCCCGGAGAUUGACCCUGCGUUGGUUAUGGCAUCAGUGCCGCCUACGAUAGGUAUCCCGCUAUCGAUAGGGGGUGACAUGCCUCCUUCGCCGACAUCAGGGACAACCCAGCCCUUGACCAACAUGGAGUUUUUGGACAAUAUUGGUAUAUCUUCGUUCGACUUUUUUGAUAUUGUUGAUCAACUGGGCCAGCCAGAAAUGGAGAAUUCGGAUAUCUUGGAUCCGCAGUUGAUGUAA